Messenger RNA from Amyelois transitella, 15700 nucleotides. RefSeq names its product cadherin-related tumor suppressor (gene ft). Bases 1 to 14988 code for a protein of 4995 amino acids. Gene Ontology annotation, biological process: homophilic cell-cell adhesion. The transcript has 9 exons. Gene Ontology annotation, cellular component: cell-cell junction; plasma membrane. Gene Ontology annotation, molecular function: calcium ion binding. Lineage: Eukaryota; Metazoa; Arthropoda; Insecta; Lepidoptera; Pyralidae. The record is from RefSeq and is a predicted model, not a curated record.
AUGACGAGGAUGGAACGAUGGCACGUGGCGCUGGUGGCGCUGGCUAUCCUCGCCGGUACGGGCGUCGGCGUCGCCUCCGAGCAGAUGCAGUCACGCGCUGUCGACACCGGAGUCGACCUUCGAGUACCUGAGGACCGACCUAUAGGAACUGUCGUUGGGAAAAUCCCAACAAAACCAGGCUUCACCUAUAGAUUCAAUGAACCUCCCAAGGAAUUUAUUCUUGAUCCUGUAACUGGUGAAAUAAAAACUAAUAUGGUGCUUGACAGGGAGAGCGUGGACCGAUAUGCAUUUGUCGUCUUAUCUAGCCAACCCACUUACCCGAUAGAAGUAAGAUUACGUGUAACAGAUGUAAAUGACAACUAUCCGGAAUUUCCGGAGCCUAGCAUAGCAGUGGCUUUUUCUGAAAGCGCGGCACCCGGAACAAAAUUACUGUUAGAUGCUGCAACUGAUAAAGAUUUAGGUGAAAACGGAAUAACCAAUGAUUAUAAAAUAAUAGACGGAGACAAUGAAGGCAAGUUUCGUUUAAAUGUUACGGUUAAUCCUAGUGGACAAACAUCUUAUCUCCAUCUUGAAACAAUAGGGAAACUGGAUAGAGAAACUAAUGACUUUUAUAUACUUAACAUAUCGGCGCGAGAUGGCGGUAAUCCUCCAAAAUACGGAUAUCUUCAAGUAAACGUUUCUAUUUUAGAUGUAAAUGAUAAUCCACCGAUAUUUGAUCAAAGUGAUUUUUCUGUAUCCCUGAAUGAAAGUGUACCUCCUGGGACAACAGUCUUAAAAGUUACAGCUACAGAUAGCGAUUUGGGUGAUAACAGUAAAAUAACUUAUGAAGUAACAGAUACAGAAAAACAAUUUGCUGUAGAUCCAGAGUCUGGCAUCAUAACAACUACAAAAAAAUUAAAUUGUCCUAAAUAUUGCACCAACACAACAUGUAAUAUGACAUGUGUUUUAACAAUAAUCGCAAAAGAUCAUGGUGUACCUCGUCAGGAUGCUCGGACUUACGUUACUGUUAAUCUAAUUGAUGCCAAUGAUCAUGACCCAGUCAUUACGUUUACUUAUGUCCCAUCUACAGCUAAUUUUGCCACUGUAGACGAAAAUGCAAAAAACGGUUCACUUGUGGCUGCAAUAACUGUAAGUGAUAUGGAUGCAGGAUUGAAUGGAAUAACUAGUAUUCGAAUAGUAUCAGGAAAUGAACUUAAUCAUUUCCGAUUAGAAAAUUCGUCAAGUGUGUAUAUAGUACAUGUGAAUGGGAUUUUAGAUAGAGAAGAAAUAAGUAAAUACAAUUUAACUGUGGUGGCAACUGAUAGAGGUACACCACCACGUACAGCUACAUCAUAUCUUGUGAUUCACGUUAAUGAUGUCAAUGAUCAUGAGCCCGUUUUUGAAAAAUCCGAAUAUUCAGCGAUUUUGAGUGAACUUGCACCUUCAGGAACGUACAUUGCUAGUAUAACUGCCACUGAUGAAGACACCGGAGUGAAUGCUGAGAUAUUUUAUGACUUUUACGAUGGUAAUAAUCUUCAGUGGUUUGAAAUUGAUCAUCUUACUGGAUUAGUCACAACAAAAUCAGUUUUGGAUCGUGAAAUUCAAGGGACUGUGGAGCUUAACGUGUCAGCAAGAGAUGGGGGUCCUAAUCCCAAGUGGGCUUACACGAGAUUAAAAAUAACGAUAUUGGAUGAAAACGAUGAAGCACCAACAUUUCCCCAAAUAAUUCUUAAUGCAACAUUACACGAAAAUAUUAAGCCAAUAAAGGAAAUAUUGAUAUUGACAGCUUCUGAUUACGACCAAGGAACGAAUGGUUCAGUUUCUUAUUUAUUUCCUUCAAGCAUUGAAAGAAAAUAUCCAAAUACUUUUGCUUUGGAUCCGAUAACUGGGCAAUUGAGUACACUUGUUGAGUUAGAUAGAGAAAAAAUAGCAAUGUAUGAGUUAAAAGUUCUUGCAAAAGAUCAAGGUUUCCCACCGCAGUCUUCUACAGCUACUAUCUUUCUGAAUGUUUUAGACGUCAAUGAUAAUGAUCCUGUGUUUUAUCCACAAAGAUAUAUGGAAAGUGUAAGUGAAGAAUUGCCCCCUGGAACAAAUAUUUUGCAAGUAAAGGCAUUUGAUUUAGAUGAAGGUGAAAAUGCGAGGAUCAUGUACAAACUUGAAAGCGGGGGAGAUGGUUAUUUUGACGUAGAAACUUGGACAGGUAAUGUAAUAUUGCAGAAAGAUUUUAGAAAUGCUCCUUUAAAAAUUUAUUCGUUGAAAAUAUCUUGUAGGGACAAAGGAAAUAGAGGAGCUUUUGAAGAUGCAGUGGUUGAAAUUGUGAAAACGUCUUACCGUAAACACCUUGAUUUUCAUGAAUAUAAUGGGUAUAGUUUUAAAAUUCUUGAAGACAAAGGUACUUCUCAACCCGAAAUUGGCCGUUUUGUUGGAAAAGUCGGAAUCAAAGCCUCACACGACACAGUUUCUUACUACAUUUUAGAAGGAGAUCCAAAACAUAUUUUUAAGAUUGAUGAAAAGAGUGGUAUUAUAACAACGAACGCUAAUGUGGACCGCGAGGAUAAAAUAACAUACCACUUAAAAAUUAUGGCAAAAUUUGGUGUUGCUUUUGGCUUUACAACUGUGAACAUAUCAGUGUUGGAUGUAAAUGAUAACUAUCCUAUUUUUCUUGAAGAUAAAGAUGAAAUACAUAUUAAUGAAAAUAUGGCUGUUGGCGAGGAAGUUUAUUUUGCAAGAGCUAUUGAUCGUGAUUCUGGUUCUAACAGGACUCUAUCUUAUACUCUGAGUAGCAAUCAUGACCAAAACUUUAGAAUUUCUGAAACAACGGGCGUUAUUUAUUUAAAAAAACCAAUAUCUGGUGAACCAGGCAAUGUCAUGUUAAUUGACGUGACAGCAUCUGAUAAUGGUAACCCAUCACUUGCCACAAAUCACACUAUAACUGCUGUAAUCGAUGACGUCAAUGAUCAUACACCAAUAUUUGACCAUACUUCAUAUGAAACAUCACUACUAGAAUCAACGCUUGUCAAUACUAGAUUUUUUUCAAUAUCUGCGACCGAUGCUGAUCUUGGAGAAAAUGGUCAAGUAUCGUAUUAUAUACUUGAAGGGAAUACAGAUAACAAAUUUGGAAUAUUUCCUGAUGGAUUUUUAUACGUCAAGAGUUCUUUGGAUAGAGAAAAAAGAGAUUACUAUUCACUGACUUUAGUAGCAUUUGAUCAUGGGGUACCCCAAAGAUCAUCACAAGUUCCUGUUGUUAUACAUGUAUUAGAUGAAAAUGAUAAUAGCCCUCAAUUUACUAAUACUACAUUUGUAUUCAAAAUAAAGGAAAAUGAACCACCUGAUACAUAUGUUGGAAAAUUAACAGCCAUUGACAAAGACAUUGGCCGUAAUGCAGAAUUAACUUUUAGUUUGCCUGGAACACAAAACGAUUUUCGCAUUGAUUCUAGAAAUGGUUUUAUUAAAACACUAAAGUCAUUUGAUAGAGAAAGCUUAUCACACAAUACGGGGCAAAAUUAUAUUACUCUAACAGUCACAGUAAGCGAUAACGGGAAAGUUAAAUUAUCUGAUUCCGUAAGAGUGACAAUAUAUGUAACAGAUGUAAAUGAUAAUGCACCAAUAUUUACUAGAACGCCAUACAAAGUUGAAGUAUCUGAAGGAACUGCUGUUGGAGCUUCAAUAAUGAGAGUUUACUCUACGGAUGCUGACGAAGGUCUUAAUGGUGAUAUCUAUUACAAACUCAUUGGAGGCGAUGACAGUGGAAAAUUCUCCUUAGACGAAGCAACAGGACAGUUGUUCAUUAAUAAACCACUAGAUAGAGAAAUAUCUGACCAUUAUCAAUUGACAAUAUUAGCUCAUGAUUCAGGACAGUUCCUGCGCUUAUCAGCUACAACUACUAUAUCGAUAGAUAUAUUGGAUGAAAAUGAUAACGCUCCGGUUUUUACUCAGACAGACAUGGAAGCAUUUGUUUUAGAAACGGAACCAAUCAAUAAGAAAAUUAUUCAGUUUCACGCUACAGAUGCAGAUUUAGGAAUCAAUAAAGAACUGCAAUUUUUCAUAACGGCAGGAAAUAGAAAAGAAGCGUUUUAUAUUGACAGUUAUUCAGGUGAAUUAUUUUUGCACAAGAAACUAGAUUAUGAAGAUUUAACGUCAUAUACUUUGAACAUAACCGCCACAGAUAAUGGGAGCCCAAGUUUAUCAUCGAGUAUAGUUUUCACUGUAAACGUUAUUGAUGCCAAUGACAAUGCUCCUGUGUUUACUAACACAGCCAUCGUGCGUCAAAUUAGAGAAGGCAUACCAAAACAUACACCCAUCGUCACAGUGACCGCAGAGGAUCCUGAUUCUGGUUUGAAUGGAAAAGUAUAUUACUCUAUCGUUCAUCAGGAACCGAACAAUAAUCGACGCCAUUUUGCGAUUAAUAAUUUAACUGGAGUUAUUCAUACGUUACUACCUAUCGACAGGGAAAGUAUUGAUACUUUUAGAAUAACAGUAGUUGCUUAUGAUAGAGCUGAACCACCUUCAACAAGACUGUCUGCAGAAAAACUGGUAACAGUUAUUGUUGAAGAUAUUAAUGACAAUGCUCCAAUAUUUGUUUCAAUGAAUGCUGCUGUAAUAAAUACAAAUAGAAUAGGAAGAAGUAUCAGUCGAGGAAUAUUUAUUAUGAAUGUACUGGCACUUGACUUGGACUCGGGAACAAACGGAUUAGUGACGUACAAACUUAUUCAUGGUGGAAAUGAUUUAUUUGAUCUGCAUAGAAGCAACGGCGCCUUGACGCUCCGCUAUCCUCCGUCGCCUCCCGAAGCUAGAUGGAGCCUUGUUAUAAAGGCUACAGAUGAGGCAGUUUUGAGUGAACAAAGAAGUACUGAAGCAUAUGUCAAUGUUAUCCUGGGAGGAACUGAAUUGGAUGGUGUUACUUGGACUAACGAUGUGUCUGUUUCCGUUGCUGAAAAUGAGCCCGCGGGUACUGCUAUACUAAAUGUCACGAAUAACUAUAAAUCUGGACUAGAAUACUACAUAGUGAAUGUAACUGGUGACGGUAAACAAGUGCAUAGGCUGUUUGAUAUUGAUUCUUUGCUAGGAAUUUUAUCAACAGCAGUUUCUUUGGACCGUGAAGCUGGUAUCGAGAAGUAUGAAGUUGAGAUUUGCGGCGUUUCUUCUGGAACUCCGCUUAAAACCACUACCACUAAGGUGGAGAUUGUCAUUUUGGACAAAAACGACAGUCCACCAGAAUUCAAGAACAUCCCUCCAGCUUACAUGGCCUCUGAGGACUUGGCUCCGGGCCAGCGUAUUGCCACAAUAACAGCAGAAGAUCCCGACACUAUUGGAAGUAUCGUGUACAGCAUCCAGACUAAAGAGCCAUUGCCUUUCGUGUUGGAUCGUAAAACUGGAGUAUUAUCCUUGAAGGACCCUUUGGAUAGAGAGACGGUGUCGGAGUACCAAGUGGCCAUAAGGGCUGAUGAUGGCGUACAAUUUACAGAUGUUACUAUUGUUGUGCAGGUUACAGAUACAAACGACAACCCACCCGCGUUCAAGGAGAAUGCUUACUCAUUCGACAUUCCCGAGGACGCGGCCCGAGGGACCGUGGUGGGCACUAUUUCCGCCGUAGAUUUGGACUCUGGGCCUAACGCCCAACUCACAUACACUAUAAUAUCAGAUUGGGCAAACGACGUCUUUUCGCUGAAUCCACAAACCGGAGUUUUUACUCUCACUGCCAGAUUGGAUUAUGAAGAGACGCAGCAUUACAUACUUGUGGCCCAAGCACAAGACAAUGGUCUCCCAUCUCUGUCAGGGACCGUAACAAUAUACGUAAACGUUAUUGAUCUCAACGAUAAUGCUCCUAUUUUUGAUCCCAUGAGUUUUUCAAACGAAAUUCCAGAAGAUGUACCCAUAGGAUCUUCGGUUGUUACUGUUAGCGCAACGGAUAUAGAUUCAGGAUUAAAUAAUAAACUGACUUAUAGCAUCACAUCAGGAGAUGAAAACGAAGACUUCAAGAUAGAAAAUAAUGGGACAAUAUUUUCCGCAAAAUUGCUAGAUAGAGAAGUUAUUCCUAUUUACAAUUUAAUUGUAACGGCUAGAGAUUCAGCACAAUCGCCAGAGCCCCAGCUAUCUUCUACAGUUCAGGUCACUAUUCAACUAAAAGAUGUUAAUGAUAUGGCACCUGAAUUUAUUUCUCAAAAUACAACAACGGUAUCUGAAAAUAUACCAUUGAAUACAGUGGUAAUGACAAUUAAAGCGAUUGAUAAAGAUGAAGGACGAAAUGGAUAUGUUGAAUAUUUCAUAAACCCGAACCCUGAAAUUAAUGGUUAUUUUUCUUUGGGUAAUGCUGACGGUAUUCUGAGAGCUAUUGGUAAACUGGAUAGAGAAUUGAAAUCUAGCUACAUUUUAACUAUUACUGCAAAAGAUAGGGGUGAUCCUCCAAAUAUGACACAAAUGGAGCUAAAAAUCAACAUACUUGAUGAAAAUGACAAUAGUCCAGUGUUUGACCCAAAACAGUAUAGUGCGUCUGUUUCUGAAAAUGCUAGUAUAGGAGCUAGUGUUUUGCAAGUUUCAGCUACUGACAUAGAUGAAGGAUCUAAUGGCCGCGUUAGGUAUUCAAUAGCAUCUGGUGAUGAAAAUAGAGACUUUAGCAUAAGUGAGGACACAGGAGUAGUAAGAGUCGCAAAAAAUUUGAAUUUUGAACGUAAAUCUCGUUAUUUACUUGCUAUAAAAGCCGAAGAUUGUGCUCAGGAUGAUGUCAGAUUUGAUACAGCUGAAAUAUCUAUUUCGAUCCAAGAUAUAAACGAUAAUCCGCCCACGUUCUUAGAUUCUCCCUAUUUAGCAUAUGUUAUGGAAAAUAUGGUACCUCCUAAUGGAGGCUAUAUAAUAACGGUCCAUGCUUAUGAUGCCGAUUCACCACCAUUUAACAAUCAAGUCCGAUAUUUCAUAAAAGAAGGUGAUGCAGACCUCUUUAAAAUAAAUGCAUCUUCUGGCCAGAUUUCUUUGUUGAGAACAUUAGACCGUGAAGCACAAGAUGAAUAUACAUUGGCUCUUGUAGCAAUGGAUACAGGUUCACCUCCUCUAACUGGAUCUGGUACAGUCAAAGUUAUUGUGCAAGAUAUUAACGAUAACAGUCCUGAGUUUGAAAGGCAAAGUUACAGAACAAGUGUUAAAGAAAAUUUGCCACCAGGUGCAGUUAUUGUAAAUCCUAAAGCAACAGAUAAAGAUUUAGGAAACAAUGCUAGAAUCAGAUAUAGUCUUCUUGGAGAUAAGUCUGAGAGGUUCGUUAUUAAUUCAGCAACAGGUGUCAUAUCCACAAAUGCUAGUUUAGAUAGAGAAGAAUGGGAUAUCUACUAUUUAAUUAUUAUGGCUCAAGAUUCUUCUACUACUGAACCCCGUACUGCAACCGCAAAUCUUACAAUCGUAGUUGAAGAUGAAAAUGAUAACACUCCUACGUUUUCACAUCAAAUAUAUGAAGCUCAAAUUUCAGAGAGAACUCUUAAAGGUGAUUUUGUUUUUGGAGUGAAAGCCAAAGAUAACGAUAUUGGUUUGAAUAAAAAGAUUGUGUAUGAUUUGAAGGGGGAGCAUCAAGAAUUUUUCAGUAUAAAUAAAGAAACAGGUGUUAUCAAAGCAAAAGACAAUAUUAUACAACAUAGAGGAAAAAGCGGAUCUACGUUUAAUCUUAUAAUAGUUGCAACGGAUAGCGGUGAUUUCCCAAAACACAGUACAGCUGAACUAAUUUUAACACCAAUAUCCGUAAAGAACUUUCCAAAAUUUACGAUUUCCAAUAAGCAAUCAUUUUCUUUUCCGGAAAACACCGCAGAUAAUGUUUUAGUAACAAGAUUAUCUGCAACAACACCAAAAAAAGGACCAACAAGUUUGCUGCAGUAUGCAAUUGCUGGCGGAAAUAUUGGUGAUGCUUUACGAGUAGAGCCAAUAAGUGGAGAAGUGUUUAUAACGGGUAAAGGUCUAGAUUAUGAGACAAUGCCUCUAUAUGAAGUUUGGUUUGAAGUUAAAGAUUCGGAUAAUCCACCCCUAAAAUCUUUCAUUGAAAUUGAAAUCAAAGUAUCUGACGCCAACGAUAAUGCUCCUAUAAUAGAAAAUUCACUUUAUAACGCUUCGGUACCUGAAGAAGAAUCUCCACCUCAAUUUAUUAUUCAAAUAGCGGCCCACGAUGCUGAUUCUAAUGAAAAUGGAAGAGUAUCAUUUAGAUUGGUCAAUGAUUAUGAUGAGACAUUUAAGAUCGAUUCAGAAACUGGCGAAAUAUUUACCAACAUGGCUUUAGAUAGAGAAUCAAUCUCGUUUUACGAAAUUACAGUUGAAGCUGUUGAUCACGGUGACCCACAACUUAUUGGAACUUCGACUGUCGUACUGACAGUUUUGGAUAAAAAUGACAAUCCACCUAGAUUCACUCGACUGUUCAGUGUGAAUGUCACAGAAAAUGCUGACAUUGGUUCAUUUGUGAUAAAAGUUACUAGUUCUGAUUUGGAUUCUGGUGCCAAUGCAAAUGCUACUUACAGUUUUGUUGAAAAUCCGGGUGGAAAAUUCAAUAUCGAUCCUAUUAGUGGAAAUGUAACUGUAGCACGACCUUUAGAUAGAGAACUACAAGAUGAAUAUAUUUUAAAAGUUGCUGCCAUCGACGGUGCUUGGCGAUCUGAAACACCAUUAACAAUAACAAUACAAGAUCAAAACGAUAAUGCUCCUGAAUUUGAGUAUUCCUACUAUAGUUUUAAUUUCCCUGAAUUACAAAAAAAGAAUAGUUUUAUAGGGCAAGUCAUUGCAACAGAUAGAGAUAAGCAAGGUCCAAACUCCAUCAUUUCUUAUUCACUACAGCAACCCUCAGAACUAUUUUCUAUUGAUCCUGCAACUGGUGAAAUACUGAGUAAAUUUAUAAUGGAUUACAAACAAACAUCUAUUAAUUUAUCACCAGAGAAUACUUAUUCAGUUAUAGUAGUUGCUACAGAUAAUGGGAAACCUCCAAUGUCAUCAGAAUGUCUAGUAACAAUCAAUGUAGUAGAUGCCAACAACAAUGCACCCAAAUUUAAAGACCAUGAAAGACUGGUUCCAGUCCCACGAGAGGCUGUUUUAGGUGAACGCAUAAUAAAAUUGACCGCCGAAGACAAUUUGGACUUUGGAAUUAACGCAAAUAUUGAAUAUCGUAUUGCAGGAGGAAAUGGAUCAUCUUACCUUUCUAUAGAUAAAGCUACUGGUUGGAUAAUUGUAAAUAAACAGUUUUACGGUUAUGGGCAGUAUUAUGAACUAAAAGUAAAAGCUACAGAUCUUGGCAUACCCCCACAGGCAGAUGAAACUAGUUUAGUAUUUGUUGUAACAGGAGAAAAUAUGUACAGUCCAAAAUUUACAGCCCUAAGUUAUCAAGUCAGUGUCCCAGAAAAUGAACCUAUAGGAUCCCCUAUACUCACUGUUAAAGCAAGUGACGAAGAUGAUGGGCCUAAUGGUAUGGUCAGGUAUUAUAUAAGCUCCGGAAAUUCAGGAAAAGAAUUUCAUAUCGAUCCUUUAUCUGGCACUUUAACUAUAUUACGAACAUUAGACUACGAUACAGUACAAGAAUAUAGACUUAACAUUACUGCAAAAGAUCUGGGAUAUAAAUCAAAAGAAGCAACAGCUACUCUUACUAUAAUUUUGACGGAUAUUAAUGAUAAUGCUCCUGUGUUUACUCAAAGUCGCUAUGAAGCAUACUUACCAGAAAAUUCUCCCAAUAAUACUCUAAUAUUUAAAGCGCAAGCAAUUGACAUUGAUUCGCCUAAAAAUUCUAUUAUCAGAUAUUAUAUUGAAAAUGCUAACAACAUUCAUUUGUUCUACAUCAAUAUGUUCACUGGUGAAAUUUUUUCAAGAGAGGUAUUUGAUUAUGAAGAAAAAUCAAUAUAUAAACUAGUAAUCCUCGCUAAGAAUCCUGAAUCAACCAUGCAGUCCACAACUGAAGUAAUUGUUCACAUAACAGGUGUAAAUGAAUACUAUCCUAAAUUCAUUCAACCUGUAUUUCAUUUUGACGUAUCAGAAUCUGCUGAAGUGGGAACAAAUGUUGGGGUGAUCCAGGCUACAGAUCAAGAUAACGGAGAAGAUGGUUAUAUCUAUUAUUUAUUUGUUGGAUCAAGUAACGAUAAAGGCUUCAGUAUUAAUUCACAAACUGGGGUUAUAAGAGUUGCCAGGUAUUUAGAUCGAGAGACACAAAACAGAGUGGUAUUGACAGUUUUAGCUAAAAACGCUGGGGGUAUCCGUGGAAAUGACACAGACGAAGCUCAAGUUAUUAUAUCGAUUCAAGAUGGCAAUGAUCCACCAGAAUUUUUAUUGCAAACUUACGAUGUGACUAUAUCAGAAGAUGUUUACGUUGGUCAACAAAUAAUCCGAGUUAAAGCAGUUGAUAAAGAUGUUCGACCGCAGAAUAAUCAGUUUAGCUAUUCUAUUAUUGGAGGUAAUUACAAUCAAGAUUUUAAAAUAGAUCCACAAACUGGCGAUAUAGAAGUAGCUCGAAAUUUAGAUCGAGAAACAAUGCCAACUUAUACAUUAAUAGUAGGAGCUAUAGAUACAGGUAUUCCACCACAAACUGGAACAGCUACCGUUAAAGUUAAUUUGUCAGAUGUAAAUGACAAUGGUCCAGUAUUUGAUGUUAUCAAUUUUGAAGGAAAAGUUUACGAAAAUGAACCCCCAAAUACUAGUAUCACUACCUUAUCAGCAAAAGAUCCAGAUUUGCCACCAAAUGGCGCACCAUUUUCUUAUUCGAUCAUAGGAGGGAAAAAUGAAGAUUAUGUAAAAGUGCAUAGACAUACUGGAGUUCUUUUGACGAAGAAAAAGAUCGAUAGAGAGGUUACAUCAAAUUUAGAAUUAGUUAUACAAAUUGAAGAUAGUGGAACGCCUGUGAUGAAAUCCAAUUUUACGAUACAAAUUGAAGUAUUAGACAGAAAUGAUAAUCCUCCAUCUCCUAGAUCUGUUCAUAUUCUGGUUUAUUCGUUUAAUAAUCAGGUUCCUAGUGAGAAAAUAGCUAAUGUAAAACCAAAUGAUCCCGAUGUAGUUGGUGAUUAUCAUUGCAAGAUUAUAAGAGAAUCUACAUCAGAAAACACACUUUCCAUUUUAAGUAUAAGAAAUGGAUGCGACCUUUAUACCGAAUCUAUAAAACCUGGUCAAGGUUAUUCGUUUUCUGUAUCAGGUAAUGAUGGAAUACAUAGGGAUGUUGUUUCAUCCGUAAGCGUUGAAUAUUUUUCGUUUGACAACACAACUGUUGAGCAAUCAGUUACAAUGAAGAUUAUCAAUAUGACCUCGCAAGAAUUCCUAACCCAAUACUAUCGCAGUUUACUGGAAAUAUUAAAGAUUGGCAUUCCCAUAAAAGAAAAUAUUUAUUUAUAUAGCAUCAAUGAAGAUUCUGGCAAUUUGGAUAUAACAUGGGCAACUCGUGAAAAUUAUACAACAAUAAAAAAGGAAAAUACAGAAAAGUACCUUAAACAAAAAGAACUCGAAAUUUCAAAAUUAUUGAGAAGAAAUAUUAUUGUACCAUAUUUCCCAUGUGCUUCACAAAAAUGUCAAAAUAAUGGUCGUUGUACUGACCAUUUUAACGUUCAAGAUAAAUUUGAAGUAACAGAAAGUUCUACCCUUAUUAUAUCUUCUCCGUUGGUUAAGCAUGAAUAUAAUUGUGAUUGUACGGAUGGAUUUGUGGGCCUUAAUUGUGAAAAGCGUCAAGAUCCGUGUUCGCCAAAUCCGUGUCUGUUUGGAGGUCUUUGCCGUAAACAAGGCCAUAAUUUUAUAUGCAAUUGCCCACCUAGACGAGAAGGUAAAAUUUGCGAUCAGGAAAGAAAUGAUGUUUGCAGUAGUAAUCCAUGUAAAAAUGGUGGAUCGUGUAAAGAAAGCGCUGACCUUAGUUCUUACUUUUGCUUAUGCCGACCCGGAUAUCGAGGUAAUCAAUGCGAAGCUUUGGUAGAUUCUUGCAGACCCAACCCAUGUUUGCAUGGUGGAAUUUGCAUAAGCUUAAAACCUGGUUACAAAUGCAGUUGCAGUAAUGGUAGAUAUGGUACGCAUUGUGAAAGUACAACAUUUGGAUUUAAUGAAUUAUCAUUUAUGCAAUUCCCUGCAUUAGAUGCCUCAACCAACGAUAUCACAAUAAUAUUCGCCACAACAAAACCGAAUGCUUUAUUACUUUAUAAUUAUGGUGCGCAAACAGGAGGAAGAUCAGAUUUUAUUGCUAUUGAAAUACUCGGAGGAAAGCCACUAUUUUCAUUUGGUGGAUCCAGGACUUCAAUAACAUCGGUUGCUUUGGCAGAUCCUAAAAUAAAUCUUGCCAAUGGAGACUGGUACAAACUUACUGCUACAAGGAAUGGUAGAGUGAUUUCAUUGAGCAUUGCAUCUUGUACAGAUCAUGGAGAUGUAUGUACUGAAUGUGAACCUGGAGAUGACAGCUGUUAUAAAGAUGAUACAGGACAAGCAGGCACACUUAACUUCAAUAAUGAGCCACUACUUAUAGGCGGACUUCACAAAGCGGAUCCAGUUUUAGAGCGCCCUGGGCAAAUCCACUCUGAUGACUUCGUGGGUUGCAUGCACAGUAUAUCUAUCAAUGGCCGUUUAUUAAAUAUGACAAAUCCUAUUAAUGCAAGACAUAUAGAACCUAACUGCGGAAGAUCAGAAAAAGGGGUGUGUCAAAAGAAAGAUAAAUGCAAUUUCGGAGAAUGUUUAGACAGGUGGAAGACCAACUUUUGUAAAUGUGGAGAUCAUUUCAUUGCUCCCGAUUGUAGUUUAUCCUUACAAUCAAUAUCUGUAACGGAAAACAGCUUUAUUUCUUAUGUAACUUCAGAAAAGCAUAGAAGAAUGCAACUACUUGAGAAUUUUUAUGCUGGUAAUACUGGUUGGGAUAGGAAAGUUAGUAAAUCUCCCGGCAAACUUAUGACAAAACUGAACAGUCCUGCCAAAAGUUUGUCAUUUAAUUUUAGAACAUAUAGGAAAGAUUGUAUUUUGUUUUAUGGAGCCACAGACAAAUAUUACACUUUGAUAGAAUUGAUAGGAGGGAAAGUAAGCUACACAUCAAAACAAACCACAAUUGUUAAUAUGACACAAAUAGAACAAAAUGAUAUCGCUGAUGGCACUUGGCAUAAUAUAACGUUGUUUUCACUAGGGCGCAGUAUAAGUCUAAUUGUCGAUGGUAAAAACAUAGGCGAAGAACUUGAUGCAGCUGGUGUUCAUGACUUUUUGGAUCCAUAUUUGACAUUAAUAUCUUUAGGUGGACUAAAAACUGACUCACUUUCUUUAUCGGAACAUGGUAAGUUUGAAGGUUGUUUAGCAAACUUUACAAUCAAUAACGAAAUACAACCUUUUACUGGCAACGGAAGUAUUUUUAAAGAAAUAGUUCGUCAUGGAAAGAUAUUGUCUGGUUGUCCUAGUAAUUUUGGUAUGGGUCAUGCUCAGAGUACCGAUCCUUUGAGUAUUGGGAUAACAUUAGUUAUUGUGUUUUUUAUUAUUUUGAUUCUCGCUAUCCUUGUGUCAAUUAUUCUAUAUAGACUUAGAAAGCAGAAGGAAAAAGGAAAUGGACCAAUUAAUAAAAAUAACAUAGUUCAUACAAAACAAAAUGGCGGACCUGCCAUGUUAAAUGCCCCAAAUUUAAUUGCUGGAACUAAUGACAGUUUAAUGGCAAGGAAUAUGCACAAUAAUGAUAACAGUUUAAAUAGCUAUAUUAUGCCCGAAAAUGUUCACAUUGUUGGUCCUGAACUGUUAUCAAAGAAAUAUAAAGACCGCGACAUCAUCAACAUUGAUCCACCUAGACCACAAAGACCUGAUAUCAUUGAACGUGAAGUUAUUGGAAAAAGCCCACCAUUGAGAGACGACCACCAUCCAUCACAACCGCCUUCCACUAACGCAUCUCAUCAUAAUCAUGAUCACCCAAGUGGUUUAGAUUUAAAUUCCGAAGUUCCUGAGCAUUAUGAUUUAGAAAAUGCCAGUUCUAUAGCACCUUCUGAUAUAGAUAUUGUAUAUCAUUAUAAAGGUUUCCGAGAUGCCGCUGGACUUAGAAAAUAUAAAGCAACUCCCCCUCCAGUUGCUGGAUAUCACCAUAAACAUCAAACUCCUCAACAUAGACACUCUCCCCACCACCCAAGUGGAUAUCCUCCAAGAAUAUUACCCCCUUCAACUCAACCUCCACCCCAACCUAGAACACAUCAAACAACACCACUUGCAAGACUGUCUCCUAGCAGUGAAUUAAGUCAACAGCCACGCAUAUUGACGCUUCAUGAUAUAUCUGGAAAGCCAUUACAGAGUGCUUUGUUAGCGACAACGUCUAGUUCGGGUGGUGUUGGAAAAGACGUGUUGCAUAGUAACAGUGAAAGAAGUCUUAAUAGUCCAGUAAUGUCUCAACUGAGUGGACAAAGUUCUUCUGCAGGAAGAAAAACACCAAGUGCUCCUUCACAGGUGCCAAAAGUUGUAUCCGUAGGAUCGGGUGCUGUAGGCCUAACUGCAGAAGAAAUAGAAAGAAUGAAUGCCAGACAACGAACGUCAAGUUUGGUGUCGACUCUAGAUGCAGUAUCAAGCUCUAGCGAAGCUCCUCGGGGUGGUGGGGUGGGUCAUCAUAUAUCUCAUAGGCAUCAUUCUCCACAAAAUGAUAACAGAAGUUCUUCUGGGUCAGAUGAUGAAAGUGGUAAUGAUAGUUUUACUUGUUCCGAAAUAGAAUAUGACAAUAAUAGUAUGAAUGCUGACAAACCAGAUGAAGUAAGAAGGCAAAAUCUUAGUAGUGGAAAUAGUUCGAAUAAACCUAUAUUACUACCACCGUAUGAAAGUUUUGAUUCUUCAUUUCGAGGUUCCUUAAGUACUCUAGUUGCAUCAGACGAUGAGUUAGCUCCACACCUAAGUUCUGCUUUAUAUAGACAAGUAAACGGUUCUCCUGCAUCCGGUAGUUUAGGGUGGGAUUAUUUAAAUUUGAUAAAUUGGGGUCAAAAUUUUGAGAGUAUGAUUGGGGUUUUCAAGGACAUUGCUGAACUUCCAGAUUCAGUAAAUGGGCGCAUUUCUUCCUCCCUCAGGCUUCCUAAUGGUACGCCAAAGCCAUCUGAAGAAUAUGUAUAAGUGUACAAAACCUGUUGAAAUAUAAAUGUGUAAAUAAUUAGUAAUAAGUUAAUUGUAAAAUUGUACAUAUUUGUUUAUGAGUGACCUUGUAUCAAGGUUGCUGAUAUUCAAUUCUCUUGCCAUAUCUUUGUAUUUUCUGUGACCAAUUUUUUGAAGCUGCCACGAUGACAAGAUGCGGUUUUCUUAUGUUUAUUUGUAGUCAAAUUUUUGUUAUUGAGUUUUCAAAUACAUACAAUUUAAUAUGAUCUUAAUAUUUUAAAAUAUUAUUAUUGCUAUUUAUAUAUUUCUUAUUUUAAGAAAAACUUAGUAAAUUCAAAAUCUUUACAAUACGUUUAAGAGCUCUAUACAAUUUUUUUCUUUUGGAUACGGAUGUCAACAUACAAAUAUACUAAAGGAUAAUAUACUUACAUACCUUUGUGAUUAUUGUAAAUAAUUUUAAUUAAAUAUACGCUUAAGUAGGCAUAAUAAAUUAUUGUGAUUGUGUGUAAUAUUGUAGAUAUUUGUUUAUGAGCCAAUCACAAGCAGUACGAGCUCUUAAAAAUAUCGCCAUACUUUAAAUAAAACAGUCACCGACAGUAAUAAAUUUGUUUUAAAAAUGUUUCAUUAUAUUGUAUUAUAAUCCUGAAUGGAGUAUUUCUUCCAAUUUAAGACAACAAAAGAGUGAGACAUACACAGUGGCUCUGAAUAUGAGAACGAAAUAUCUCCACUCAGG